Messenger RNA from Paraphaeosphaeria sporulosa, 1612 nucleotides. RefSeq lists its product as uncharacterized. Lineage: Eukaryota; Fungi; Ascomycota; Dothideomycetes; Pleosporales; Didymosphaeriaceae. The record is from RefSeq and is a predicted model, not a curated record. The transcript is spliced from 3 exons. The coding region runs from base 142 to 1371 and encodes 409 amino acids.
CUCCGCAUACAGAUUGCUACUCGACACAAACACUUUCCCGCCAUUAGGACCAAAAUUUGAGUACUGUCAUUUCACGCUAGGAUAUCAGACGUUCCUCUUCACGUACACCUUGUUUGAAUUGACGUUCUCUCAAAUCGAGUCAUGGGAGACGUCGUCAGCGCUUUCAAGCGUCUGUCGCGACCGCAAACUACACCAACUGGCUUGCCCAAUCACUGGGUCUUUCAGUCUCGACAUGUGCCACUCGAGCCGCCUGGCGAUCUGGUUGUUGCCGUGCAUCCUCAGAGCAGAUACCAGCUAACAGCAGGCCCAUUCCAACUCACAACGACACUGACCACCAAAGAGAGGGCUGAGAAGGUGCUUCCUCACCUGUUGCAAGUAUUCAUCAACGAGGUUCAGGGCCCCGACGGGAGCAUCGUCGAAUCGAAGGCUCCAUGGAGCUGGUCCACUACCGAUGAGGCAUUAGCUAUGGCUUUGAAGCCUCUAUUCUCCCAGCAUGGAUUUCCAGAGGAGCUUCAGAAUAUCAAAGUAUGCAGUGGGGACGAAAAGGUUAUCGCCAACGAAUGCUGGGAUGAGUUGCUAGGUCGGUUGGUGGAGUCUGUGAGCGAAGACGCACGAUCGACGCGCAAUCAACCCGCUAUUCAAGAGGCUGGUUCCGGUGUCCAGCUCGGCGACGAGACGAAGUGCCACCGUUGCCAGAAGGAUCGUAACGACACGGCAUCGCCCUUGAUGAAAUGUGCCGCCUGCAAGAAGGCUUGGUACUGCUCUCCACCUUGUCAAAAGGCUCAUUGGAAGCAGCACAAAACUGCGUGCGUUGCGAACCGUCCGAGCAAGGAUGCAACUGCAUCAUCCGUUGAUGCGCACAAGUUCUACAACACCGUGGCUCACCAAUCUACUGAGGCCAAAGCACUCGCUGCGACGCUUAACCUGGAACUUCCUACAUCAGCUGCCGCCCUCGAAGGCACAAUGAAGCCUCUGCGACGGCUCGUCAUCACAGGAAAGGACACCGCCACCAACAUGCAGCUGCUCUUUGGUCCACAGUGGCGCGACAGCCUCCUGAAAUCAUACGACGAAGUUCGUGCCCAAGUGCUCUUGAAUCCUCCUCGUGGUUCUCCCGCCUAUGUCAUGGCCGCGAAUCUGGACAACGGUGCCCCAGCUUGGUCCCCUCGACCACCGAGCGAGUCCGAGCAGCGCAAGGUGGACGAAGUGCGAAGAAUGCAGUCAGCAAUUCGGGCGCGUGUGAGCGCUGGCAAGUCUCCCUCGAACGCCGAUAUGCAGGCCAUUCUGCUGUCGUUCGGGGCCAAUUGGAUGGAUCAUCUGCCUCUCUACCAGCUUGCGGUCAACACAAUGGACCAGGGUGUCCAGGUACGUUGAGCAACGUCAACAAGACCAGUCAACACAUACAUGUUCGAGGAGAGUUUCUUGAGUUCUCAGUCGCUCGAGGAAGAAAUGUGACGCCAGGUCUGGUACGUGCUCUGCUGGCUUUCCAUGAUGCCCGCGAAGAGAUGGUAAUGGAAAUUAAACGCUGCGAUCAUUACGGACUGAGCAGAAAAAAAAAUUACUCAGAGGCAAUUCUAGAAUAUCAUAAUCCCAAUACACAUUUUUGCUUUCUGGU